Molecule: messenger RNA, 5645 nt
Organism: Arvicola amphibius (Eurasian water vole)
Lineage: Eukaryota; Metazoa; Chordata; Mammalia; Rodentia; Cricetidae
Gene: Zbtb46
Product: zinc finger and BTB domain containing 46
Exons: 6
Coding region: 679-2481 (600 amino acids)
Biological process (GO): regulation of transcription by RNA polymerase II
Molecular function (GO): protein binding; DNA-binding transcription factor activity, RNA polymerase II-specific; RNA polymerase II cis-regulatory region sequence-specific DNA binding
Source: RefSeq, a predicted model, not a curated record
ACACCUAGAAACCUACUUGCACCAUACUGAGCAUGCCCAGGUUUCCAGACUAUCUCAUGGUGGGCUGAGGUCUCUGAACUUUCUUUCUUUCCUGGGAAAAUUCCUUCUUUGUUGUUGAGGAAUCUGUUGUGUGACAUUCGCUGUGUGACCUGGAGUGAGUGUCCUGGAUCAGAGGAGCACCAAAGGGAAACGAAGUACAAGUUCACCUGCAAUUGGUGGUAUGUAAUAGUGACAUUUUUACCUAAAUUCCAAUUUAAUGUUUAAUGUUUUUUUUAAGAUUUGAAUUUAUUUGUGCAGAGGUCAGAGGAGGCUGUCCAGUAUCCUGCGCCAUUGUUCUCUGCCUUACUCAUUUGAGAAAGGAGCUCUUACUGAACCUGGAGCUGAACUGGUGGCCAGCAAAUCCAAUGGUUCCACAGCCUUGGGGAACAGGCGUGUGCAGGCAUGCCCAGCUUUUCACAUGGGUUCUGGGAGUCUGAACUCAGCUCCUUAGGUUUGUACAGCAGGUGCUUUUACCUGGACUCCUGGAAACCUUGCACCAGACGUGUGGUGAGGGUACAUCCUGCCAGAGCUACCCACAGGCUUACAGGGGAAUUUCCAUCUGUUCUGGGAAGUCAGUGCUUUGGGCAGCGUCUUAGUGAGGAGCAGAGUCUAUAGAAGACGCAGCCGCAAGACUCCCAGAUGAACAACCGAAAGGAAGAUAUGGAAAUCACUUCUCACUACCGGCAUCUGCUUCGAGAGCUCAACGAGCAGAGGCAGCACGGAGUCCUUUGUGAUGUGUGUGUUGUGGUGGAGGGCAAGGUCUUCAAGGCACACAAGAACGUCUUGCUCGGGAGCAGCCGCUACUUCAAGACACUCUAUUGCCAGGUACAGAAGACCUCUGACCAGGCCACCGUCACUCACCUGGACAUUGUCACAGCCCAGGGCUUCAAGGCCAUCAUUGACUUCAUGUACUCUGCUCACCUGGCGCUCACCAGCAGGAAUGUCAUUGAGGUGAUGUCAGCUGCUAGCUUCCUGCAGAUGACUGACAUCGUGCAGGCCUGCCAUGACUUCAUCAAAGCUGCACUGGACAUCAGCAUCAAGUCAGAUGCCUCAGACGAACUCUCUGAGUUUGAGAUUGGCACCCCAGCCAGCAGCAGCACAGAGGCGUUGAUCUCAGCUGUGAUUGCUGGGAGGAGCAUAUCCCCAUGGCUGGCUCGGAGGACAAGCCCCGCCAAUUCUUCUGGAGACUCUGCCAUUGCCAGCUGUCAUGAAGGAGGAAGCAGCUAUGGAAAGGAGGACCAGGAACCUAAGGUUGAUGGCCCUGAUGACAUUUCUUCACAGGCUUUGUGGCCUGGAGAUGUAGGCUAUGGGUCUCUACGCAUCAAGGAGGAACAGGUUUCACCAUCGCAUUAUGGAGGCAGUGAGCUUCCGUCCUCCAAGGACACUGCAAUGCAGAACUCCUUAUCAGAACAGGGUGCUGGGGAUGGCUGGCAGCCCACAGGCCGGAGGAAGAAUCGGAAAAACAAAGAGACUGUCCGACAUAUCACGCAGCAGGUGGAGGAGGACAGCCGGGCUGGCUCCCCAGUUCCCUCAUUCCUGCCCACAUCGGGAUGGCCUUUCAGCAGCCGAGAUUCAAAUGUGGACCUGACUGUCACUGAGGCCAGCAGCUCGGACAGCCGAGGAGAGAGAGCAGAUCUGUACGCACACAUCGACGAGGGCCUUCUGGGAGGAGAAACCAGCUACUUGGGCCCACCCCUCACCCCAGAGAAAGAGGAAGCGCUGCAGCAGGCCACUGCAGUGGCCAACCUUCGCGCCGCCCUCAUGAGUAAGAACAGUCUGCUGUCACUCAAGGCUGACGUGCUCGGUGAUGACAGCUCGCUUCUGUUCGAGUACCUGCCCAAGGGUGCCCACUCACUGUCUCUGAACGAGUUCACAGUGAUUAGGAAGAAGUUCAAGUGCCCCUACUGCAGCUUCUCAGCCAUGCACCAGUGCAUCCUCAAGCGACACAUGCGCUCACACACUGGAGAGCGGCCCUACCCUUGUGAGAUCUGUGGCAAGAAGUUCACCAGGCGAGAGCACAUGAAGCGACACACUCUGGUCCACAGCAAGGACAAGAAAUACGUGUGCAAGGUGUGCAGCCGUGUGUUCAUGUCUGCAGCCAGCGUGGGCAUUAAGCAUGGUUCUCGUCGUCAUGGUGUCUGUGCAGACUGUGCUGGCCGGGGUGUGGCCACACCGCUGGACCAUGGUGGAGGUGGUGAGGGCUCUCCUGAGGCACUGUUUGCUGGCGAAGGGCCCUACCUGGAAGACCCCGAUGAUCCACGAGGGGAAGGCGAGGAGGAGCUAGGUGAGGAUGAGGAUGAGGAUGUGGUCAAAUGGAAGGACGACGUGGGUUUGGCACACGAGGACGCGCUGCUGGGAGAUGACAAGGAUGAUGAGGACUCUCCACGGGGGCCGCACAGCCCCUCCGGGGAGCCUGAGAAGGACUUUGCCUGGAUCUCCUAGGGGCUUUGCUCUGGUGGGCAGGGUGGGUGGUGUGCACCUGUGUGUGUCUUAGUGGGUCUUUACUUACCCAGGAGCAGGGCCAUGCUGACUCCUUGAAGCUCUUCCUUCAGGCCCUCCUCUGGCCUAUAACCCUCCCCCCUUGCAGAAACUGGUCCUGUGAACUAAGAAGUGCGUGUGACUCCAGAGAUGGGGAGCACUAGGACCGAACAAAGUGAGGGGUACAGUGUAGGUUUAGGAAAGGGAGGCCUACUCCCACCUGCCCAGGUAUUAUGAAUGGAGUCCCCAGCGGGUGUGUCUACAUGUGUGAGCAGGGCUGCACCAGGGCCUGGGCAUGCUUCCUCAGGGUAUCAAAGGAGCCCUUUGCUGUGAACCUGGCUAGGAAUGCAAGAUGCCUCAGUGACCAGGUCAGGGUCAGCACUAGUUAGGGUCAUGAGGGCGAUCCCCCAGCCCUCAGGUCUGAGUAGGUGUUGAGUUUUGCAUAAAUACAAACUGUUCCACCCACAGCAUUGCUCAGUCUCCUUCCACCCCCAUCCUCUGGCAGUCAGGUUAUGGGCGAUGGCCCCUGUCACUUUGUCCUCUUGGUUCCUGCUGCCCCGUGGCAGCUGGUAGAAUCUAGUGGGCAUAAGCCCUGCAAUCCUUUUACCUCCAGGCUUUGGUGCUUAACAUAAAUGGCUGCAGAUGCCUCUCUGGAAGCCCAAGGCUCCAGGUGCUAUCUCUGUUGGAAGCAGCUACCCAACCGGCAGGCCAAAGGGGAAGAAGGCUCUGUUCAAGAAGGGACCUGUGGUUGGAUGCUUUCCCUGUUCAGGCCCACAUGGUUGAGUUGCAAGGGCCACAGCUCUUUGUUCCGUGUGCACUUUCUUGGAGAGCCCUGUUGUGCACCCUGAGUUCUGCCUGCGCCCUUGCUGACCCCUCCUUGGACCAGAUAGAGCUCAAGCUCCUGCCUUUGUUGCUGCUAACACUGGAGGUGGGUGUUCCUAGCUGCAGUGUGCUGCUGACGCCUCCCUGCCUAGGAACCAAAUUUUAAAGAAGUCAGAGACAUUUUCAGGUGGUUACUACAGGUUACUUUGUUUCAAAUUGCUUUUUCACUUAGUAGGACUCUGCGCAAGUGGUUUCGUUUAAAUCUUCAACUCUUCUUCCUGUUAUUUCUAACGGCGCUCACACUUGCUCUGUGAAAAGUGUGGGCUUAAUUUCUAUGGCUCUGAGGCCCAGAGAGGCAGCUGUCCAUGUAACCUGCAGGAUAGAUACAGAUGCUGCAGCCUGCCCUCUUCUUGAGGCCAUUUCUAACAAACCAUGAAACAUUCCAUCCCUCACCCACCUCAUCUCCCAAGGGCCCACUGAACUCGUGUUCAGUGCAUCCUCUGGUGAGGUGCUGAUGGGCUAACCCCACCCUGUGCAAGGGCUCAUCAGGCUAAAUCAUUAGGGCCAAUUAGAGAAUUUUGGUUUUCCUUUCUCAAACACUAAGUCAAAUGGCUUUUAACUCCCUCCCCCUGCCCCUUCUGUUCUCACUGGGUAAGUAAGAGGAAGCCCCAUCAAACUAAUUUAGGUCCCAGUGGUUAUAAAGAUAUGUCACCUGGUGACAUUCCCCAAGUACCAGCUGCCUGAGCUACAGAAGGAACGGGGCCAGGACUCUACAGAGUGUAGGAGCCAUUGUCUGAAAGCUGUGUCCUCUCCACUCCCUGCCCUCUCCCUCUGAGGCAUGCUGGUUCUGGAGUACAUUUCCGUCCAGUGUGGUAGCGUAGCUAGACCCCCUUUCACCAACAAAACUCCAGGUUGAGACCGUCUAGCCUUGCCAGGCCCCCAGAGGGCUCCCAAACUUAGAACUUCCUCCCUCUUUUACAAUGCCUUUUCUAAACACUUUCUUAUAAAAUGCAUUUGGAAACUAGACCUUUGCUACCACUGUCUCUGGGUUUUUGUAUCAGUCCCUACUUCUCAGGCUGCCCUGCCCAGGACCCAGGACCCCGGCCCACCUCCCAAGGCACCUGUGCCUCCACUCUCAGGAUGUCUUGCUCUGACUGGCCUCCCUUCCAGACUUGCCUUUGCUGGCCUUUCUGGGGUUCCCUGUUGGUACCACGGGGCACUUCCUUUAAAACCAGUACUGUACCAGAAAACUGAGGGUCCCAGUUCUGGUCCCACCACCUUCCAAGUGUUUGCCAUGUGGCAGGCUUUGUUCUGGCUCAGUUUCCAGUUGGAAAGUGGAAUUCUAGAGAUCCAGAUGAACACAUCCAUCUCAGGAGGCAUGGAGGGAAAAGACGUAUGUAUUGAAGUUUUUUUUUUUUUUUAUGUGACUUUUUUUUUAUUCAAUGUUCAAACUAAUAAAUAUUUUUUUAUGAAGAAAAUGUGUAGAUUACAUUUCACAUUUUGUAUUUUUUGUGUGUGUGUGUCUGUAUUUUGGUGUUUGUAACACCAAAGUGGAAAAUAGAUUCCAUGGGGUGGGUGGUGUUAGGGUUGAGGUGGGAAAACGAUAUGAUUUUUGUACGGAUCUCUGGAUCCUGACCAGUUUGCGUAUUUGAACUCUGAGUUUUGGGGAACAGGACACUCCUAGGACUUGACAGGAACCUAACUCAAAAGACGCAGUUAUGUUUCCAAUUUUUCACAUUUUCCUUUAAAAAAACAAAACAAAACCCGAGGAAAUGCAAAACUGGAACUUUUUGCAAUAUUAUGAAAGAUAAUCUUACUUUGGCUCAUUCUAUGACAUGUACAACUCCUAAGAAAGCCAUAAUGGUGGUAUUAUUUUUUAGAUUCUAUUGUGUUUUGUAUGUGGCUCUUUUAGAAUCACUUGUAGUGAGGGUGCUGUGUGUGUGCUUUUCUUAUUUAUUUAUUUUUUAACAUGCUUUCAAUCUGUCAACAAAAAGUAAAAAAAAAGCAGUGUUUGAAGAUUGUUGAUUUUUUUCUGGGGAUAAUCUAUAUUAUAUUGACUUUAUAUUAAUUAUUAUAAACCUGUGUUUGUACUGAAGAUGUGUUUAAUAUUUGCAGAAGGCUUGUCAUAAUCAAUUGGUGGGGUUCACAGCGCCCACAGACAAGUAAAGAUUACCUUCUCUCUAGCAAUUCCUUGUCUGCCUCGGUGUACUCCAGGUUGCCUGUGGGUUUUCUUUCUGUGAUGGGAUUAGUGUAGACAUUCUUGCAAAGCGAUCACUUUAAAUAAAAUGGGAAAUUGCUGCUCUGUG